This is a messenger RNA of Salmo salar (Atlantic salmon), 7162 nucleotides long. Its product is annotated as GREB1-like protein. The record is from RefSeq and is a predicted model, not a curated record. Gene Ontology annotation, biological process: multicellular organism development; kidney development. Lineage: Eukaryota; Metazoa; Chordata; Actinopteri; Salmoniformes; Salmonidae.
GAACUCUUUGCUUGUAUUAUAUGCGCUGUUCAUUACAAGAACUACAAGCAAUUUCCCCACUAAAGCCAAACGCUACAUGCAGUAAUUCCUUGACGUCACUUGGAGGACUCCCGGUCGUCAACUGUGGCUCAGAGGACGAGCAGGAGCUGCCAGCGCCGUGUAGAGAGAGAGAUUCAGAGAGAGAGAGAGAAAGCAAGAUAAACGAACGAUUCUGUGCGUGCGUGAUGGACAUUUAAACAUCUACUCAUCUGAAAUUGCAAAUUGAUAAUGGGGAAUUCAUAUGCAGGGCAGCUGAAAUCUGCUCGCUUCGAAGAGGCCCUCCACAACUCUAUCAAGGCCUCCCUACGCUCCGGCAGUGGAGACCCACAGCCCAUCUUCACUCAGCUAUACCUGGAGCCUGUCCAUUAUCCUGGCAACAUGGAGGAUAUAAAGCCCAAGGUGGACCUGUACCUGCCGUGCGGGAAGCCUCCGGGUCAGGAUCAGCUGAACGGCCAGGCCUCUAACGGUCUGGAGGUGGAUGGCAACUCUGACACCAGCAGCCCCCCGCCGCCCUACCUACAUGGCCCCUCGCCCGACAGCUGCUGCACCAUGGACGGUUUCUGUCAGGCCGGUAGAGACCUCCGUCUGGUCUCCAUGUUGACAGAGCCAAUCCAAGUCCCAGCUGGCUUUGAGUUAGUCGGUGCCAAGUCCCCCAGCAUCCCAGAGCACAUCCUGGUGUGUGCUGUGGAUCGACGCUUUCUGCCUGAUGAGAACGGGAAAAAUGCACUUUUAGGGUUUUCAGGGAACUGUGUUGGCUGUGGAGAGAAGGGGUUCCGGUACUUUACUGAGUUCUCCAACCACAUCAACCUGAAGCUAGCCACGCAGCCCAAGAAGCAGAAGCACUUAAAAUACUACCUGGUGAAGAACUGUCAGGAUGCUCUGUGCAAAGGACCCCUCAUCUGCUGGAAAGACUGUAAGACACGUCAGUUCUCCAUUAGCAGUGAAUCCACCUCCAAGCCCAACUCCUCAUCCUCCCUGAGCAUCAAGGAGAAUGGAGGCACCAACAGACACAGCUGUUCCCCCUUCUCCCUGUCAGACUCCCCAUCUACCAGAAUUCCCUCUGCAUCCUCUGUGUUCCUCUCAGCCCAGGACCUGGCCCGAGAGUGCAGCUUCCUCAAGCCCAUGGCCUCUACCCCUGGGACAGAGACUCUACCAAUAGUUCUGAGAGUGAACAGUCCGACUAGCGGACUGGGUGCAGAGGGCCGCCCCCCCUUACUGAGCCUCUCCCAGGUGUCUCUGGGAAUCCAAGGCCAGGGGUACAGAAACUCGGACCCAGGAGACAGCCCUGUUUCGUCUGCCAUGACCUCAGGCCCGCCCAAGAAGCGCCACCGCGGUUGGCACCCCAACCCCCUGGUCCCAGUCCCCCCUACAGCCGUCCCUGUGCCCGCCAUCCAACCCAUCGUCUACUCCCCAGGCUCUGUACUGGCCAUGCCUACUCCUCAGCCGCCUGUAGCAGGGGUCCUUCAGCCCCAACCUGUCACUGCCGGAGAGACUGUCAUCGUCCCCAACAACCUGCUCAACACCUCAGGAGUCCGUCCCGUCAUCCUCAUCGGGCACGGUACGUUACCAUACUUCUAUGGGAACGUGGGGGACAUUGUGGUGAGCCCCCUGCUAGUGAGCUGCUAUAAGGGAAACCAGCUGACAGAGAAGACCCUGUCCAGUCUUGGACUGAACAGUAGCCAACUGCUCAGUGUGGAAACCGUAAUCCUCCUCACCCUGCAGUACCUUGCAAGGCUAGGUUCGGAGCAGAUCCCUCUGAGGGAGGUAUUUGAGCAGAUCGUGCAGAAGGCCAUGUUGAUUUGUCCUGGAGGUCCCUCAAUCUCCCCGGCCCAGCUGCCCUGGCUAGCCCGCCUGGAGGCCAGCGUCUCUGGGGGCAGGGUUCAGGUCCUAGUCUCCCAAAACUCCCUGGGGGAGGGCAUCUCCGAGUCCCUGCGCUCACUCUGCAAUGGGCCGCUCCACCAACAGUGCCUGCCCACCUACGUGGUUAUUGUUUUUGCCUCCAAGAUGAGCGGCAAUGAGUUCUGUGUGCUCGUUCUGGGGAAGUACCAGGCAAGAGCACUAGCUGAGGGAAUGCUCACCACCAAUGAGUUCCUGAAGGAGAUCAGCUAUGAGCUCAUAACAGGAAAAGUCAGUGUCCUGGAGUCUAACUUCAAAACCACAUCACUAGGUGAGCAUAGGGAUAACCUGGACAAGCAGCUGCUACACAUCCAGCGGCAACGGAAGGGCCAGGUCAUCAAGCCCUUCCAGGGCAAUGUCACCGACCACAUCCCGUCCCAGGAGGCAGCCACCAUGGUACCUCCCUCCGAGUCAGAGCUUCUGAGUGACAUGUUUCAGAUCCACUCUCCCCAGCUGAGUGUAGCCAGGAGCCUGCUCUCCCUGGUGUGUUCCAUAGCAGACUCAGGCAGCCAGAGUUUGGACCUGGGCCGCUUCUGCAAGGUGGACUUCCUGGUUCUGGUUCCUCCGUCUCACGUCCUGGUGAACCAGACCGCUCAUCGCAUCCAACAAUCAGGAGUGCUAGUGGACCUGGGUAUAGAGGAUGCUUCCUCAGCCCACCAGACGUCAGACCAGUACGUGGUGCGUCAAGACGGAGACUUCCAUGCCAAGAUGGAGGCCUUCAUGAGGAAAGUCAAACAGAACCCCUACACCCUAUUCGUGCUCAUCCACGACAACUCCCACGUGGACCUGACCAGUGCCCGGUCCGGCUCGGUGUGCCACGGGGAGCUUCAGGGUAUAGCUGACAGGGUGGUAAACUGCCAGGAGGUCCUGGAGGCCUUGAACCUGCUGGUGCUGCAGGUCAGCUGCUUCCCCUUCACCCUGCAGACAAGACAGUCCCGCAUCAGCGUUCACAACGAGGUGCACUGGCCAGCCAACACAGGCAGCCUGGAGGAGGUCUCUCCUAAGGAGCUGAUGUACUUUGGCCUGAGGGACUACAGCAGCUCUCUGCGGUGGGGAGUGGCCAGCCCCAUCCUGCGGUGUGAUGACGCCUUCGAGAAGAUGGUCAACACGCUGCUGGAGAGACAUCCCCACCUACACAGCAUGGUGAUCAGGAGCUACCUGUUGAUCCAGCAGUACACAGAAGCCAUGAUGGCUCUGACCUCCUCUCCUUCCCUACGGGACCACAUCACCCCCGAGACCCUGGCCAUGGUGGAGGAUCUGAUCAGUGCUCCAGGCCGGGAGGGGACCAGGGGCCGGGGCCACAUGCUGCUGGUCCGGGUGCCCUCUCUGCAGCUAGCCAUGCUGGCCCAGGAGCGCUUGGAGGACGUCAGGGACAAGCUGGGUCUCCAGUUCUGCUUCGCCAUACUGCUGGGGAGCCCUGCCACCGAGCUCAGCCUUCCACGACACUUCGCUAACCGACUCAGGGCCUGGCAGGGAUGUGAAAAUGAGGACUGGAUCCCUCAAACCUAUGAGGAUCUGGAGGGUCUUCCCUGCAUCGUCAUCUUCACUGGAAAAGACCCUCUGGGAGAGACCUUCCCAAGGUCCCUGAAGUACUGUGAUCUGCGUCUGAUUGACUCCAGCUACCUGACACGUACAGCCCUGGAGCAGGAAGUAGGUCUAGCCUGCUCCUACGUGUCCCUGGGGAUGGUGCAGGAGCCCCGCAGGGCAAUGGACCCCAGGGACCAAGAGACAGACAAAACCAACGACCCCCAGGGCCCAGACCUUCACGUGGACCUGAAGAAGUCCCAGAGCAAUGUCAGCACUGCUACUAAAGCCUCCGAGAACGGGGUCAGCUCUUCUAAUGUCCCUGAAUCCUCCCAGAAGCCCUCCACCUCCUCCUGCCCCACCGGAGGCAAGGCGGGCAGCAUCAUGAUGGACUACAGGACAGUUCCGGGCACGACCUCAUCCUCCCCCUGCCGGGUCAAACAGGAGUGUGACUCCCUGGGUAAUGCCGCCCCCUGCCCCUCCAACACCCCUCCCUCCUGCUCCUCCUCUUCCUCCUCCCUCUCCUCCUCCUCUACCCAACGCCCCAGCCAGUCCACACAGUGUGGCGGGGGCAGCAAGUCACCUCUAGUCUCUCCGCGGACUGUCAUCCUGUCCGACGCAGCCUACAACCUCCUGGCUGGAGAAUCAGGGAGCCAGCUGAGCUCCUUCUCCCUGCUGCCUCAUGCUGAUGUGGGCUGGAGCAGCCUGCUGAGGCCCCGCUUCAGACCUAACCUCCAGGGGGCAGAGCAGAGCCUCUUCUAUAGACAGUGGACCGUAGCCAGGCAGCACCAUGCCGACCACGAGGCUCCCCCGGUGCCACACCCACGACGCCUGCUGCUCAGUGGACCCCCACAGGUGGGGAAGACCGGUGCCUACCUGCAGUUUCUACGCAUCCUGUUCCGCAUGUUGAUUAGACUGCUGGAAGUGGAUGUGUACGAUGAAGAGGAGCUGGAGGAAACGAUCACGGACAUGUCUGAGGCCACACCCCCAGCCAGGACCCAGUGGCCAGACAUCGAGGAGAUCCGCAAACUACCCUUUGACCUCUUCCCCAGAGACCCUAAGUUCAGAAGGGCCAGUUCCGUUUACACUGACAAGAUGCGAAAGGGCUUGAAAGAUCCUAAACUGGAAGGAGAGAGCCAAAUGCCUGUAAAGAGAGAGACUGUGUCGAUUCGGUUGAGUAUGUUCGCGGCCCACAAUGCAUUUCACCAUUGUGAGCAGUGUCAUCAUUAUUGUGAAGGAAGCCCUGCCACACAGUUGUCGGAGUGCACCUUCCACGCCUUCACAUUCUGCUCGUCCGUGCUGGGAGAGGAGGUGCAGCUCCACUUCAUCAUCCCCAAGGCCAAGGAGCAGCACUUUGUCUUCAGCCAGCAUGGCAGUCACCUGGAGAGCAUGAGGCUGCCCCUCGUCUCUGGGCAGGACCCCAGUCUGUUGAAGAGCCCCAUCUUCACCCCGACCACGGGGCGUCAGGAGCACGGCCUUUUCAACAUUUUCCACGCCAUGGAGGGCACCGCCCACCUCCACAUCCUGGUGGUCAAGGAGUACGAGAUGCAACACUACAGGAAAAAAUGGCCCAACCACAUCCUGCUGGUGCUGCCAGCCAUGUUGAACAGCGCCGGAGUCGGGGCAGCUCGGUUCAUGAUCAAGGAGCUGUCAUACCACAACCUGGAGCUGGAGAGGAACCGUCAGGAAGAGCAGGGGGUCAAGAGGCAGGACAUCUGGCCCUUCAUAGUCAUGAUGAACGACUCCUGUGUGCUCUGGAACGCACACCAACCCCAGUACAGCAGCAGUGAUAUGGCAGACGCAGGGCCCAGUCUGACCAACGUGUCUCUGAAGACGGUGCUGCAGCACAUUGAGGCUACUCCUAAGAUCUUCCUGUAUACCAUGUGUGGCACCCGCAAGUGGAGCAGUGGCCUGGCCCGCUGCCUGCCUGCCAUGCCCUUCUCCCGAUGCCACCUCCAUGACUUUGUCAUGCUCAAUGUGGACCUGACACAGAACCUCCAGUACGACCUUAACAGGUACAGCUGUGAGGAGGUGGACUUCAACCUGAGAGCCAACAGCAGUGGUCUGCUGCUCUGUCGUUUCAACCACUUUAGCCUGAUGAAGAAACACAUUCCCUUUGGAGGAAACAAGGACUUUCUGGUCAAACCCAAACUCACAGUGAUGGAGAAUCCAGCCCCCAUCAGCCCGUACCAGUAUGUCUGUGCCCCAGACAGUGAUCACACCCUCCUGGCUGCCCCGGCUCAAUUCCUCCUAGAGAAGUUCCUCCAAAGCUGCAGCCACAGACUGUUCCCCAAGGCAAUACAGAACAACAGCAACCCUGUGCUGUCCAUAGACAGUUUCCUCAACAUAGGCUCUGAGGUGUCAGUAUGCUACUUCAGCUCCAGGCCACACUCCUCUAACCUGGACCACCAGGGUCUGGUCUUCAGCGGCCUGCUGCUCUACCUGUGUGACUCCUUCGUUGUCUCUGGCCUCCUCAAGAAGUUUCACUUCCUCAAAGGUGCCACAUUGUGUGUGAUCUGCAGGGACCGUAACUCUCUGCGUCAGACCAUCAUGCGGCUGGAGUUGGAGGACGAGUGGCAGUUCCGCCUGAGGGAUGAGUUCCAGACGGCCAACUGCAGCGAGGACCGCCCCCUCUACUUUCUCACCGGACGCCAUGUUUAACCCUGAGACUGAUGCCAGACCUGCCCAGCUGCCCUCCUGUUCCAUAGACCCCAACCAGGCAGAAGGAUAACCACCAACCACUGAUCUCAGACCAGUUAACAAUCACAAUUAUUCUCUGUCUGUCAGAGGAUACAAUCACUAUUCUCAGAUCUGUUCAGCCGACCUCCUGUCACACAGACCCUAAUCAAACAGGAGGAUAGCAUCUGAUCUCAGACCACUUAACAAGCACAACAAUUCUCUGUAUGUCAGGAGAUCAGAGAGAUGUAUUGGGUCACACCCAGGCCCCAAGUGCCCUGUAUGGACACGUGGUCAUCAUCAAUGUGGAUGUAACUUCUCCUAUAUGCUCCUCUACCACGCUGCACUAUGUUCGGAACAGAAUUGUUCAGCCAGAGACUCUUAAAUAAGACUUGUGUUGGAGUCUGUCCCUGAUCUGAGCCUGUUUGAACCUGUUUGUACUUUUUUAUUUGCUGAUGUAUUUUCUUUCUGCAAAAGAUACUCUCAUCAUUGAUAAUGGGACUUAAAAUAUUGUAAAAACUCAGAUUGUAAACGUGGAGCUGUGACGAACGCAAUUCUUGUUGGUAUGUCCUGUCAUGGACGUACACUUUAUCUCAGGGUUUUUAAAGUGAGAGGCAACAACGAGUAUUCCGUCACUAGCUACUGUGUCGAUUGUUGUUACUUAUUACCCAUUAUAAACUGGGUGGUUUAUAAUAUAUCAGACCGUAUACCACGGGGUAUAACAAAACAUGUAUUUUUACUGCUCUAAUUACAUUGGUAACCAGUUUAUAAUGGCAAUAAGGCUCCUCAGGGUUUUUGGUAUAUGGUAUCCAGGAACUCCGCGUUGCGUUGUGCAUUAGAACAGCCCAAAGCCGUGGUAUAUAUCGGCCAUAUACCACACCCCCUUGGGUCUUAUUGCUUAAUUGUAAUGUUGUUGAUACCCCAAAAUAUCACCCACAGAAGACAUCCACAUCUGCACCUUGCCCUUAACCUCCUCUACUCUCCUCACUUCUCCUCUCAAAUCAAAUACAAUUUUAUUUGUCACAUA